This is a messenger RNA of Epinephelus fuscoguttatus (brown-marbled grouper), 831 nucleotides long. It is a transcript of the gene neurog1, whose product is annotated as neurogenin 1. The transcript is spliced from 2 exons. Bases 116 to 748 code for a protein of 210 amino acids. The record is from RefSeq and is a predicted model, not a curated record. NCBI's taxonomy places the organism in Eukaryota, Metazoa, Chordata, Actinopteri, Perciformes, Serranidae. Gene Ontology annotation, molecular function: protein dimerization activity.
CGAGCUGAUCCAAAGCAAAAAGACGCAACAAGACGCGUGCCGCUCGUCCUGCUCCAAAACACUCGGUCCUGCUGAUCUCAGGAAACUUCAGCUGACUUCAGAACAAACCUGCAUCAUGGACUCCGUCUACUCCGACAUCGAGAGCAACAGCUGCGACUUCUUCCCGCACACCGACGAUGAGGAUUCCCGCGCCAGCCUGCGCUCCGCCUCCCCGGACUCCUCUCCGCUGUGCCCGGCGCGCUCCCCGGAGCCCGAGCAGCAGCUGCAGCAGCAGAAGAAGCGGCGCCGCGGACGCGCCAGAAAUGAAGCCACCGUGCAGGUGGUGAAGAAGAACCGGCGCGUAAAGGCCAACGACCGGGAAAGAAACCGCAUGCACAACCUGAACGACGCCCUGGACACGCUGCGCGGCGUCCUGCCGGCCUUCCCGGACGAGACCAAACUAACCAAGAUCGAGACUCUGCGCUUUGCGCACAACUACAUCUGGGCGCUGUCAGAGACCAUCCGCAUCGCCGACCUGCAGGCGGGAAAGACCGGCGACGCUCCUCUGCUGCUGAGCUCCGUGCGUCUCGGAGAGGCCCCGAGUCCCGGCAGCGACGCCUGCUCCUGGAGCUCCAGCGGCUCCUCGUCCUCCUCCUCCCCGUCUUACUGCGCCUCCAGCCCGGGCAGCCCCGCCGGGCCGGAGGACUACAGCUACCUGCAGCAGGACGCUCUGUACGGCUUCCGCAGCUUCGUGCCGGGCAUCUACUGAGCGCCAGGCCGCCGGAGGAGGCCCGCAGCCCCGCGGACUCACAGACCAGAGAAAUGUAGAGACAUAUAACGGAAACAGCGGGA